Molecule: messenger RNA, 2062 nt
Organism: Loxodonta africana (African savanna elephant)
Lineage: Eukaryota; Metazoa; Chordata; Mammalia; Proboscidea; Elephantidae
Gene: KYAT1
Product: kynurenine aminotransferase 1
Exons: 13
Coding region: 320-1594 (424 amino acids)
Biological process (GO): biosynthetic process
Cellular component (GO): cytoplasm; mitochondrion
Molecular function (GO): L-kynurenine:2-oxoglutarate transaminase activity; pyridoxal phosphate binding
Source: RefSeq, a predicted model, not a curated record
CCCCGCCGCUCGCGUCCCGCCGCCCGCCGCUGCGCUCCUCCGGCGCUUCCUUUUGUUUGUCCCUCACUGCACCACUUGGGCACCUCCACCCCGGAAGUGACGUCACCGCCGGCAUGCGAACGCCGCGGUGAGGGCAUCGCCAUCUUUGUGGGGGACCGCUCCUCGCGUCUUCAUCCCCAAUCAUCGCCCGCAGGCGCCAUGUUGCUUCGGGGCGGAAGUAGCGAAACCCGGAUUCAGCCCCCUUAAAGGGACAGGGACGACUGUAACCUCUGGGAUGCGCUAGGGGACAAGCAGUGAAGAGGCUGCGGCGGGGGUUGCCAUGGCCAAGCGGCUGCAGGCCCGAAGGCUGGACGGGCUCGACAAGAACCCAUGGGUGGAGUUUGUCAAGCUGACCAAUGAAAAUGAGACCGUGAACCUGGGCCAGGGCUUCCCUGACUUUGCACCCCCAAACUUUGCCACGGAAGCCUUUCAGCAUGCUGUCAGUGGGAACUUCAUGCUCAACCAGUACACCACGGCCUUUGGUUACCCACCGCUGACGAAAGUCCUAGCAGGUUUUUUUGGGAAGCUACUGGGCCAAGAGAUGGAGCCGCUCAAGAAUGUGCUGGUGACUGUGGGUGCUUACGGGGCCCUAUUCACAGCCUUCCAGGCCCUGGUGGAUGAAGGAGAUGAGGUCAUCAUCAUUGAACCUUAUUUUGACUGUUAUGAGCCGAUGACAUUGAUGGCAGGGGGUCGCCCUGUGUUUGUACCCCUGAAGCUGAGCCUCUCCCAGGACGGGGAACUAGAUUCCAGCAGCAACUGGCAGCUGGACCCCACAGAGCUGGCCAGCAAGUUCACAUCUCGCACCAAAGCUCUGGUCCUCAACACACCCAGCAAUCCCCUGGGAAAGGUCUUCUCCAGGUCAGAACUGGAGCUGGUAGCCAGCCUGUGCCAGCAACAUGACGUGGUGUGCAUCAGUGACGAGGUCUACCAGUGGCUGGUCUUCGACGGGACCCAGCACAUCAGCAUCGCCACCCUCCCUGGCAUGUGGGAACGCACCCUGACCAUUGGCAGUGCUGGCAAGACCUUUAGCGCCACUGGCUGGAAGGUGGGCUGGGUCCUGGGCCCAGAUCAUCUCAUGAAGCACCUGCAGACUGUUCACCAGAACUCUGUCUUUCAUUGUCCCACACAAGCCCAGGCUGCAGUAGCCUGGAGCUUCGAGCGGGAGGAGCAGUGCUUUGGCCAGCCCAGCAGCUACUUUGUGCAGCUCCCACAGGCUGCACAGCACAAACGGGACCACAUGAUACGCAGCCUGCAGUCAGUGGGCCUGAGGCCCAUCAUCCCCCAGGGCAGCUACUACCUUAUCACAGACAUCUCAGACAUCAAGAGCAAGAUGCCCAACUUGCCUGGUGCCACAGAUGAGGCCUAUGACAGACGUUUCGUCAAGUGGAUGAUCAAGAACAAGGGCUUGUCAGCCAUCCCAGUCUCCAUCUUCUACAGUGAGCCACAUCAGAAGCACUUUGACCACUAUAUCCGCUUCUGCUUUGUAAAGGAUGAAGCCACGCUUCAGGCCAUGGACGAGAAGCUGCAGAAAUGGAAGGCUGAGCUCACUCCCUGAAGUUGCUUCAUUGGCCCUGUCCCAUCCUGUUCCUGCCUGCUGUGCAGGGAUCUGUGUUUGUUCAGGUUUCAGCCAUUCCCAGGUUGUGGGUAGAUGGUACUGGGGGAACCCCUUCUAUGUGACCCAGAAUGUCCCCAGAGAAGAGCCCCACUUCUAGGCCUUGGGGAGCCAAGAGUCCCCUCCUGAUAGUGCCUACACUCCUGUCUUCAAGUGACCUGGGCUUCACCCUGCCCCUCCCUAGGUCGGGUAGUAAGUAGGGCCUUGGGUCCCCUCUGGCCUUCCCUGACUUGGCUGGGAUUCAGAGGGCAGAGUCCAGCAAUAUAUUAGGCCUCAAAUCCCAGCCCUGCACUGUUCUCAGAGAAGGUUCAGGCAUCCCCCUGCCUCUCCUCAUCUAACCUUGACUUGAGAAGUUGCCUGUAGACUUGAAUUCUCCAGCCAGUAGUUUGCUUGAAAUAAAGUUUUAGGUUA